UCCUAUCGAUAAAUACAACCCCUAGUCGUCGUUGGACGUUGGCUGAGUAGUCAACCCUAAAAUACUUGAAAGAAAUAUUGUGUUCACUUGAAAUUUAAAUAAUAGCUCAAAAAUGGGAGAGGGACGUAACCCCAUGGAACGCUUUAAAAACUCUGUGUAUAACAUUCUUGAUGGACCCGUAACUCUUUUUCGAGAGAAAAUUGUUGUACCGAACCAACAGAACUAUCCUUGGUACCAUAAAAAGUUUCGUCGUGUUCCAACUAUUGAUGAAUGCUAUACAGAUGAUGUGGUUUGUUUUCACGAAGCCAAUAUGCAAUUUAAACGAGACAAAAAAGUAGAUAAUGAGAUACUUAAUAUUCUGAGGCAACGUUUUGAGGACUGUGUUUUAUACGAAGGCCACGAUGCAAAAGAAAAAUGUACUCCUAUAUAUCAGCAAUAUGAGGAUGCUUCUACAAACUGGUUCAUGAAAUAUGGAGAUCUUGGGGCUUAUGGUAAUGUGCGAGAUGCAUACAUGAAGCAGAAACAUCGCAUGGUUUGGGAAAGAAGAUAUGGUCCGGUUGGAACUGGAAUGACUCCUAAGAAAUGAGGAAUACCAACGCCUGCAGAGUUGUAAUAAAAACGAUAUUAGAGUAGUAGUGAUUAAUUAAAUAAAUCGGAUUGCCACGUAUCUGCUUGCUCAAAUCAUAGAGCAGAGGGCUACAGAAACAUGUGGGUUUGGAUUGAAUAGAA
Athalia rosae (coleseed sawfly) is the source of this 729-nucleotide messenger RNA. It is a transcript of the gene ND-PDSW, whose product is annotated as NADH dehydrogenase [ubiquinone] 1 beta subcomplex subunit 10. The record is from RefSeq and is a predicted model, not a curated record. The transcript is spliced from 5 exons. NCBI's taxonomy places the organism in Eukaryota, Metazoa, Arthropoda, Insecta, Hymenoptera, Athaliidae. The coding region runs from base 113 to 586 and encodes 157 amino acids.